UUUUUUUUUAAUUGAAUUUUUCAAUAAAUUAACAUGGAAGAUUUAAAACAAGCUGUUAGACAAUACGAGGAACAACUAUUUCAAGUUCAACAAGCACUGAUCCAAGCAACUGGUUCAGAAAGAGAAAACUUAUUAAGUUUGCAGUCCGAUCUUGAAGAACUAAUACAACUUACAGAGACAGAGGAAAAUGUUGAAAGUACAGACGAUUUAGAACAGAGAUCGAGUGAUUUAAAUGAAGGGCCCAAAACUCAUUUAGACGACGAGUAUGACUUAUUUAAGGCUGAACUGGCUAAAUUAGAUGAGUCGACAAACGUCGACAGUUCAGAAUCUGUUGUGCAAUCAUCGAAUAGUUUUGAAGACGAAUUAAAGGCUAUUGAAGGUACCAAAUGUCGAGCUCCACAUGGCAGCAGUUGGGGUGGUACCGGAUAUCACAAUGCUAUGGUUUGCUCGGUAUACAAAAAUGAUGAUAAUUUUUCAAGUCUCAAUGACAUAAUGGUUAGGGUAUUAUUUAUUAAUCCAACACACAAGGAAAUGCUACCAUGUCCUUAUUUUUUGGAUGGAUCGUGCAAAUUUUCCGAAGAACAAUGUCAUUUUUCUCAUGGAGCGCUUAUUCCAUUCACUAGUAUUCAAGAAUACAAAGAACCAGAUUUUUCAAGUAUAAAGAUGGGAAGCAGAGUUUUAGCCAAACAAAAGAAUAAAUUAUGGCAUAGAAGCGUUGUUUUAAAGACCCCUGGUGAUCAGAAUGAUCAGUAUGAAGUUAAAUUCGAAGCUAGUGGUAAUGUAAUUGAAGUUGGAAUACAUGAUUUGCUUCCUCUUGAUGACGACGGAUUGGAAAUGUCAGAUUCAUCCGAUGAUAGUGAUUAUGAUUAUGAAAUGAAGAAUUGUAAUAACGAGGAAAUUGUACAUAAAGCACUUUUAACAGUCAAUUCUACUGAACGUCUUGGUAGUUGGGAAGAUCAUACUCGUGGGAUUGGCAGUAAAUUAAUGGCGAAAAUGGGCUACAUUACUGGUACAGGCUUAGGUAAAAGAGCCGAUGGCAGAGUAAAUCCUGUUGAAGCCACCGUUCUACCAGCUGGAAAAUCGUUAGAUCACUGCAUGAAUUUAAGAGAAAAUGCUGGCGGAGACAAGAAUUUAUUCAGCGUUGAACGGAAAAUACAAAGACAGAAAAGAAAAAUGGAAGAGCAAAGACAAAAAGAAUAUAUAAGGGAGAAGCAACGUGAAAAAAAUAAUGUUUUUAAUUUUAUGAAUUCUGCUUUUGGAAAUAAAUCAUUAAAAUCAGAGCCAAGCAGUUCAAAAACUCAUAAGGAAUUAAAAAUGGAAUCUAAUAAAAAUUUGAGUAUAGCCAGUUAUGAAAUUGGAGAAAAUAUUUCAAGAUUAGAAAAAGAAUCUUCGAAACUUCAAAAUAAUUUAACGCAAUUUAGUAAAGGAAGCGUACACUAUAAUAAUAUUGUUUCCAAAUACAAUGAAACACAAAAACAAAUUACAAAAUUAAGAGCUUCGGAGAAAAGGAUAUCAGCAGAACAAAAUCAACGAAAAUUUAAAGCAAAAUUAACAGAAUUUUAAA
Ceratosolen solmsi marchali is the source of this 1564-nucleotide messenger RNA. RefSeq names its product zinc finger CCCH-type with G patch domain-containing protein. Gene Ontology annotation, biological process: negative regulation of transcription by RNA polymerase II. The record is from RefSeq and is a predicted model, not a curated record. The transcript is spliced from 9 exons. Gene Ontology annotation, molecular function: DNA-binding transcription repressor activity, RNA polymerase II-specific; RNA polymerase II cis-regulatory region sequence-specific DNA binding; metal ion binding. Lineage: Eukaryota; Metazoa; Arthropoda; Insecta; Hymenoptera; Agaonidae. Gene Ontology annotation, cellular component: nucleus. Bases 34 to 1563 code for a protein of 509 amino acids.